Molecule: messenger RNA, 1599 nt
Organism: Alternaria novae-zelandiae
Lineage: Eukaryota; Fungi; Ascomycota; Dothideomycetes; Pleosporales; Pleosporaceae
Exons: 1
Coding region: 1-1599 (532 amino acids)
Source: RefSeq, a predicted model, not a curated record
AUGGCUGCUCUUAUCAAUGACCUGGACGAGCAUGCCGGACGUCUUGCACGUGACAUACAACAGCACUGCACCAACGCUCAAACCCGCCUUAACAACGUCCUUAAACAGACUGAUAUCCAACCCAAAGCAGCGCUCUACUCUCUCCUCCUCUUCGCCGCAUUCACAUACUUCACCAUCGCCGCCACCAACCUAAUCCGCGCCCGCAGACAGAACAAUCCACGACCCAGUACGCCCAACCUCGAAAAACGAGGCCCGUUCAAAACACCGGAUCGCCCUCCAGGAGUAUGGCCACCCUCAGACUUCACCCGGCCUCCGGCGACCCCCUACCCAUCCUUUUCUCUCACUACCACUAAGCCCCUCCCUUACCGUCCCUUCCGCCACGGCCCGAAGUACAAUAUCACAAUGGGUCUUCGCAACAUGAACUGGGACGAAUGGAUAGAACUCGACAAUCACUACAUGCAGUUCCACGACCUAAAAGCAAGAAGGAUAGAAGAGCGAGGAGCGAAAUGCAUCAGAACAGCCCCAGAAGCCGUCGCCGCCGCAGUGGAACUCCUCGAGGAAUUAUCUUCCUACCUACCACAACGUUAUCCCACCGUUUUCCAGACCAUCCCCCCUUCCGAGGGUAUGGAAAAUGGAUUCAGGAAUUUGGCCACGGGCGAAAUCUUCGAUGUCGAAAGACUGGAAAGGAAUGGUGGGAGGGAAGAUGCGAUGGAGAUGUGUGCAAGGUUGGUUCAAGAUGAUCUUGCUAUUAUGGUGGAGAGGGAAGAUGGACAGUACUACCUCCUCGCUGGCGCGAUACUCUUGGCGGGGUUUUGGCGGUUGGAGGAUAAGUUUGGUAUGCCAUUGUCUACUAUUCAUACUAGUGGGGAUGUGCCUGGGUAUGUUCUCUCCGCUCUUCUCCCUCCACCUCCAUCCUUCUCCAUCCUUCUCCAUCCUUCUCCAUCCUUCUCCAUCCAACCCCAGCCUCCCUCAGUCGAGCGCGAUUUGCUUACAAUACUGAACAAUAGUUUCAAAACCAAGCUCGAAAAACCAAUGUCCAACUUCUUCCGGCGAAUCCAACCCCAAUCCCCCGUACUACGAAACAACUACUUCAUUCAAGUCGACGACAAUCUCGCAUGGAGCUCUAGUAUAGGACCUGAAGAUACAGAGGGAGAAGGCGGGAUAGGGUGGUUUACAGCGGAGAAGAAUAAAGCGGUUGAGCAUCAUUGGUUUAGGAGUGAGAGGCAGAGCUUGAGACGGUAUGUUAUCCGUCCUUAUCUCGUAACUCAGUUUACUACAGUUCCUCGCUCAUCCUUUCUCUUGUUCUGUCAGAGUAAGAUCAUGCUGACGCAGCGGUACGUUAGACUCCCCAAAUCCGGCGGCGUAGUCUUCACAAUCCGGACCUACUUCCACCCCAUCACGGAGAUCGCACAGGAGCCCUACGUACCGGGUAGACUAGCCAGUGCGAUUCGUUCUUGGGGAGACGACGUGAGUCGGUAUAAGGGGAGGGAGAUGUAUGGGGAUGUACUGUUGGAGUAUUUAGAUAGGAAACAUCAAGAGCAGGUGGAGGCGGGGUUGGAUGUUGAUGCUGAAGAUGGGGUGAGGGGGUAUCCUUUUUGA